AUGCUUAGGGCUGAGGACGAGGAAAAGCAGAAGUCACCGCCCUCGCCACCACCCAGGUCCGAGUUAAUUGCCACUGAUGAAGCUCUCAGAAUCAUCAAGACGAUAGCAUCAUCUGCUGAAAUAUGGAUUUUAUCUGACAGUCGCAGUGCUGUACAACAUCUUAGCAAAUGGACAAACGUUGGAGACAAAACAUCUGUCUCAAUCCUUAACAAUCUCACAGAACUCUCACCCAGAAAUAUACCUCCAAUGAUCCCAUCCCACAUUGGUCUCUUUGGCAAUGACACAGCGGACCUCUUGGCCAAGCACGAGAAGGGCCAGGGCCUGAUAGAGGAGAACGAGGUGUAUGCCAACACCCUGGCAGGUGUCUGGAUAACCACCGGAAGCAUUCCAGUGCUCAGGAGGAAUCGGAUACACAGCGGGAAGCAGGUGGGAGUGUACUUCUACGACAAUGGCCAUGGAAGGCUGGAAGACAACGAUAUCUUCAAUCAUCUGUACUCGGGGGUUCAAAUCAGGACGGGCAGCAACCCCAUCAUCUGCCGCAACAAGAUCUGGGGUGGCCAGAACGGGGGCGUCCUGGUGUACAACGGGGGGCUGGGCAUCCUGGAGCAGAACGAGAUCUUCGACAACGCCAUGGCCGGGGUGUGGAUCAAGACAGACUCCAACCCCACCCUGCGCAGGAACAAGAUCUACGACGGGAGGGACGGAGGGGUCUGCAUAUUCAACGGAGGGAAAGGUGUCCUGGAGGAGAACGACAUCUUCCGCAACGCCCAGGCCGGGGUCCUGAUCAGCACCCAGAGCCACCCGGUGCUGCGGCGCAACCGCAUCUUCGACGGGCUGGCGGCGGGGGUGGAGAUCACCAACAACGCCAGCGCCACCCUGGAGUACAACCAGAUCUUCAACAACCGCUUCGGGGGGCUCUGCCUCGCCUCGGGGGUCAACCCCAUACUCAAAGGCAACAGAAUCUUCGAGAACCACAACGCGGUGGAAAAGGCCGUGAACAGCGGCCAAUGCCUGUACAAAAUUUCUAGUUAUACAAGUUUUCCAAUGCACGACUUCUACAGGUGUCGGACGUGCAACACAACCGACAGAAACGCCAUUUGUGUAAAUUGUAUAAAGACUUGCCAUGCUGGACAUGAUGUGGAAUUUAUCAGACACGAUAGGUUCUUCUGCGACUGUGGCGCAGGCACCCUGAGCAACCAGUGCCAACUCCAGGGGGAGCCCACCCAGGACACGGACACCCUGUACGACUCUGCGGCCCCCAUGGAAUCCCACACGCUCAUGGUCAACUAGUCAGGACAUCUAGUCAGUGCGCCCAGAGAACACUUUUAUACACGCACCUCUUUUUAUCACCGCCAUUGUACAUACUCACAUAUCAAUCAUGUCGAUACAAAUUGUAUUUAAGAAAAAAAAAAUGUAAUUAACAAAU
Uloborus diversus is the source of this 1426-nucleotide messenger RNA. Its product is annotated as F-box only protein 11-like. Gene Ontology annotation, molecular function: zinc ion binding; nucleic acid binding. The record is from RefSeq and is a predicted model, not a curated record. Bases 1 to 1290 code for a protein of 429 amino acids. Gene Ontology annotation, biological process: protein ubiquitination; ubiquitin-dependent protein catabolic process; regulation of apoptotic process. The transcript is spliced from 9 exons. NCBI's taxonomy places the organism in Eukaryota, Metazoa, Arthropoda, Arachnida, Araneae, Uloboridae.